UGAUGAAAAGAGAUAUUCAGGUGACCUUGACCUAUCUUCGAGUAUAGUACUUCUGCUUCACUUGAGAGUUCAGGACCUUCUAUUCUCCGGCUGCUAUCACUAUUGACUUUCCUAGAACUGAACGAGAAACUGUCAAAAUGAGAUUCCCUUUUGCGGGUCUGGUACUCACCGUCAUUGGUUCUGUCCAGUCAAGUCCUGUUGCCCAAGCUGCGAAACCACCACAAUUCUUCCUCAUCGGUGACUCAACUGUCGCCGUUGAUGGCGGUUGGGGUAAUGGGCUCCUAUCGUACCUGAACGCCCCAGCCAAAGGCGACAAUAGAGGUGUCAGUGGCUCUACUACCGUAUCCUGGAAGUCUAAUGGUCGCUGGGACACUCUCAUCAAAGACAUCAGUGCGGCAAAGGCCGAAUUUGAGCCUGUUGUGACCAUUCAAUUUGGUCACAAUGAUCAGAAGGUCAUGCAGCUGAAUGACUUCCAUGCCAACUUGGUCGACAUUGGCAAUCAGAUCAAAGCGGCUGGCGGAACACCGAUUUUCAUCACUUCACUCACGCGCCGCACCUUCCAAAACGGAGAGGUCGUCCAGAACCUCAAGGAAUGGGCUACCAAGACUAUUGCAGCUGCUGGGGAUGUCGGCGCCCAAUAUCUCGAACUGAACAAAGCCAGCACUGACUACGUCAACGCCAUUGGUAAUGAGAACGCACAGCGUUACAACUGGGGAGAAGGUGAUAGGACGCAUCUGAAUCCAGCUGGCGAAAUUGUCUUUGGAAGAAUGGUAGUGGACUUGUUACUGGAAAAGCGGGACGACUUCUCAUCGUAUUUUACUCCCAACAAGGCGCUUAGCGAUAAGAUUGCAAAGGGAGAGUUUGCUACUGGCGACGAGUAGCUCCGACAACAGCGGGACCUAGCUUCUGUAAUGGAAAUAACAUGUAUUUUGCUAGGUAGAUUGCAGCACGAACCAAAGUCGGAUUAUUAGUUGUCAGGUGGCUUCUGCGCCCAAACCACCUUUCCGCGAAAGUACCCGUGGACCUUCUUUGACCGAAUCUCACGACGGUACCUGGCGGCAAAGACGUGGAUCUCCUCUCUACUCCACCCCAGUAGGUUUGCGAUGAACAUUAGAGUGCCUUCGACGUCCUGUAGGAUUGCAGCCUGGAAAUAUUGACCAGCCUCUUUGAGCUUGGGAUCUUCAGGCCAUCCGCCGAUGGGCACCUGGCUUCGGUUAGAAUCUAUGAGUUGGACGUAUUGUAGGAUUUAAUACAUGC
Molecule: messenger RNA, 1257 nt
Organism: Fusarium odoratissimum NRRL 54006
Lineage: Eukaryota; Fungi; Ascomycota; Sordariomycetes; Hypocreales; Nectriaceae
Exons: 2
Coding region: 138-881 (247 amino acids)
Molecular function (GO): hydrolase activity
Source: RefSeq, a predicted model, not a curated record